This is a messenger RNA of Cladophialophora immunda, 1162 nucleotides long. RefSeq lists its product as uncharacterized. The record is from RefSeq and is a predicted model, not a curated record. Bases 95 to 832 code for a protein of 245 amino acids. Lineage: Eukaryota; Fungi; Ascomycota; Eurotiomycetes; Chaetothyriales; Herpotrichiellaceae. The transcript has 3 exons.
CCUCAUUCUCACCAAUGUCGUCCUCUUCUCUUGCCAAAGGUUCAGUGGCAUCUCGUUCAGUCCUUCUCUGUCCAGAUAAUCAAAUCUUUCAAUCAUGUGGCGGCUUCGCUCUCUCAUAGCCAUCUCUCACUUUUCCGCGGCCAUCUUUGCCUCGCCUCAUCCGCAAGCAAGCACAACACCCUGCGUCGAGACAGACAGUAAUAUUGGCGCAAGUGACACCGUCGUCACUUUGGCCAGCACGGUGACCGCAACCGCAACCGUCAUCGUCACCAGUUCAGUUACUUCGAGCUCAAGCGCUACCACCACGGGUCCACUGACAACUCCAACCUCAUGGCUCACCGUCACUGCUUCUCGAAUUGCUUCUCCAAUCCACCUGCUGCCCAUGAACGCUGCCGGCUAUCGUUUCUACCUUGGAGGCGACACCGUGUCAUACUGUCCAGCUGAGGUAGAAGAGGUUGGAGGAUGUCCACCGGGAAAUCAAACAGUGCUUUCUCUUUGCGCGAUGGGCGCUGUUGUUCCUGGUGGUCAAUAUUUGUAUGUGACGCCGAGCGGCGAGGUUGGCUACACCCAAGCGCACUCGAGUUUAAUGCCUGAAGGAUCGCUCCAAUGUCCUUUCACAUACUCAAAGGCCCCGGGAGCGACGAUUGGACGGUUGGACCUGAGGGCAUUUGGGGCAUCAGGCUUGAUUGCGUGUCCUACAUAUGGAGGAGCCUGGCAAGUCUUCGCAAACUUGAAGAACAUCACGGCACCUCGUGGCAAUACAUCCCAGUGCCUUGGUUUCGAUCCUUUAGCUCUUGAUACCCCUGACAUCGGGGCGUGGCAAUACACCUAGGAAAGAUGUCUGAGAGAAGCCUCAACUUUGCCGUUGUUCACAGGGAAAAGAGGUGGCUACAUACAGACUAGUGAAACUCGCGAAUCUGCUCAGGUCCUCACGAUUCGGAAUAGAUCGGGGCCUGCACUCAGGGCAACGGAUGAUUUCGCGCCACCGCUGGGAACCGCAGUGGCCCAAGAAGACCAGACGAACCUCGGCACUUCGAAAGCCCUGGCGGGAUCAUGGAGUCCGUGGUUCGCCGGAUCACAUGUGCACCUUUGCUUGCUCCGAGCCUGGCAAUGUGGAAACAGAUUUGACUGUGUAAUGGGCAUGCUGUCGCCGUCAAUAACA